Messenger RNA from Octopus bimaculoides (California two-spot octopus), 429 nucleotides. RefSeq lists its product as uncharacterized. The record is from RefSeq and is a predicted model, not a curated record. Lineage: Eukaryota; Metazoa; Mollusca; Cephalopoda; Octopoda; Octopodidae.
AUGGCGGUGGUGUUGGUCUUUGAUGGCGGCCACGGUGGUAGCGGCAGCUGCAACAGCAGCAGUAGCAACAACAGCGGCGGCGGAAUCAGCGGCAGUGGCUGCAGAGGUGGCAGUGGCGGCAGCGGCUGUAGCAGCGGGGCCGGCAGCAGCAGCGGCAGCAGCAGGGCCAGCGGUAGCGGCAACAGUAGGGCCAGCAGCGCUGGCAGCAGCGGCGGAAGCGGUGGCAGCAGCGGCAGCGUCGUCGUCGUAGUUGUUCUUGUCUCCAUCAUCACCAUCGUCAGAAUCUCUCGUAACAUUGUUGGUCAUUGCGAGGUGUCACUAAAGAAGCCGUCUUCUAAUUAUGAGUAUAUGGAAGAUUUCACAGGAGAUGUUCCCCUAAUGUUUUUCCCAGCCCUACAAGCAGGAUUUGAAUUCAGUUCAGCGGAUUAA